GAUGAAAUAUGGAAAUUGAGAAUGGAGUGCAAGUAAAAGUAUUAUUUUUUGCACGUUCCAAAGAAUUGGCCGGUACAAGAGAAACAACAAUACGCUUGCCCACAAAAAUAAGUUAUGAACAAUUAUUAAAUUUAAUAGCCGUUAACUUUAAUUUGGAGACUAUUAAAAAUAACAUAUUGCUGGCAAAAAAUGAGGAAGUUUGUUCUGAAAAUAUAGAUAUAGAAAUAAGAGAAAGUGAUAAAAUUGCUGUUAUCCCACCCCUGAGUGGGGGUUAAUAUUUACAUAUAUUUUUUUAAAUACAUAGCAAUGGAUCAUCUUAAACUGACUGUGGAUAAACUAUCUGUUGAUGCCGUUAGUGAUUUAGUUGUGGAUGAUAGAUGUGGAGCUGUAUCUCUAUUUGUUGGGACCACAAGAGAUAAUUUUGAUGGGAAAAAGGUGUUAAGGCUUGAAUAUGAAGCAUAUGAAACUAUGGCCUUGAAAUCGAUGAAGAGUAUUUGUGAUGAUGUCAGGAUAAAGUGGCCGGCUGUUCAUGGCAUUGCAAUUUAUCAUAGGUUAGGCAACGUGCCAUGUAGGGAAGCGUCGGUGGUGAUAGCGGUGAGCAGUCCGCAUAGACGGGACUCCCUGGACGCGGUGUCCUACUGCAUCGACCAGCUAAAGUCCAACGUGCCGAUAUGGAAGAAGGAGGUUUACGAAGGAGCGGAGCCGGUUUGGAAGGAGAAUGUCGAAUGUAAUACACCAGAUUCACAGACAACACAGUCGACCAUAGAAAAUCCCAUAGACAAGAACUUAAUACAGAUUAAUGUGUCGAGUGAAGAACUUCAACAGCGUAUACAAAAUUUCAUACAGAGGAAGAGAGAUCAAGUUAAUAUAAGUAACAUACACGACUUUAUUCCGUCGAAAAGUGAGAAUGAAACGGAAGAUAUAGAGACAUGUGCAAGAGUGAGAACGCAGUUCGUCAAACGAACGGAUUCUAAGGGGCAUUUGAAAAUUUGCAGAGUACACAAUGAGUGGGGUCCGCAAACUGUAUCCAUGGAUCAUCAACCUCCAAUUAAAACUGAGGCAGGCUUGCCCGCAGCCAUCGCAGAGAGAGUGCUGGCCAUCGAGUCGUAUCUCAACACGGGACCCGUGGCACCGGAUAUAUACAAACGGCUGAAGGACAUGGAAGAUAAGAUUGCUUGUUUGCAGUCUAUCUCACCAGAAUAUUCCCAUUUUUGGAGAAAUAAGCGGGAACGUCAGGAAAUUAAACAAGAGCUGCAAGUGGACUACGCGUUCUCGGCUGACGACAUCGCCAAGAAAAUAGAAAUGCUCGAGAAGCAAAACAAUUGUUAAACGAUGAUUUUAUCCUUAUGUAUCAUUUUACAAGUACUUAGGGUUGAAAGUCGCAAAAUUUAAAGUACAUUAAUGUUUAUUUUUUAUCUUAUUUUGUAUAAUUUCAUCUCUCCAUUAGUAAAAAUGUAUUGUAUCAGAUGAAAUUCUGACAUGUUUUAUUUAUUACUUCAGGCUGUUUCUGUUAACUCAUACUAGACAACCCAUACUAUAUGAGAUAUGAUAGGAUAUCGCGUGUGAGGAGGUUUUAGACUUUAUACCGUAACAAACAAAUAAACAAACUUUCGCAUUUAUAAUAUUUAGGAUAAUGAAACAGGGUGCUACAGUCUUUAUACAAAACUUAUUUAUAUUCAAAAAACAUAUUCUACCACUCUUCUAGUGUUUACGAGACACGAUAUGAAUUUAAAACCGGACAAGACCUUUAAUCUUUGUGUAAAUCGUGUUUCAAAUAAAAAUUGAAUGGCGUAUUUUUUACUUCUUGAAAAUUGUUUACCUAAUAUUUCAUAUAUUCGCUCGCUUAGGUAAGGGGGAUGUUGGUAUUAGGGGAGCGUUUGUUAUAUUAAAAGUAGCCUAUGUCCUUCCUCGGAGCCAAGCUUGCUUCAUACCAAGUUUCAUCAAAAUCGGUUUAGUAUCUAGCCGUGAAAAC
This is a messenger RNA of Nymphalis io (European peacock), 1972 nucleotides long. RefSeq names its product molybdopterin synthase catalytic subunit (gene Mocs2B). Gene Ontology annotation, biological process: Mo-molybdopterin cofactor biosynthetic process. The coding region runs from base 307 to 1329 and encodes 340 amino acids. Gene Ontology annotation, molecular function: molybdopterin synthase activity. NCBI's taxonomy places the organism in Eukaryota, Metazoa, Arthropoda, Insecta, Lepidoptera, Nymphalidae. The record is from RefSeq and is a predicted model, not a curated record. The transcript has 6 exons. Gene Ontology annotation, cellular component: cytosol.